Dama dama (fallow deer) is the source of this 804-nucleotide messenger RNA. RefSeq names its product interferon alpha-inducible protein 27-like protein 2. The record is from RefSeq and is a predicted model, not a curated record. The transcript is spliced from 6 exons. The coding region runs from base 144 to 671 and encodes 175 amino acids. Gene Ontology annotation, cellular component: mitochondrion; membrane. Gene Ontology annotation, biological process: apoptotic signaling pathway. NCBI's taxonomy places the organism in Eukaryota, Metazoa, Chordata, Mammalia, Artiodactyla, Cervidae.
GGACUAUUUAGCUGGCUGGAGUUCUCAACAGCCUCACUACAUGCAGCCUUUCACACACUACUCUUCGAUCCCCAACAACUACUAAGCAGGAAAGACAGCGGUGUCCUUGGCUCCAUAACUAGUGUUCCCACACUGCCUCCAGGAUGUCAGCUAAAGCCAUAGAGAGCGGGGAAGGCGGUGCCUUGGAUGCCCUCCUGCCAGAAUUGCUGUCGGAAGAGGAAGAAGAACCUUCCCAGUCAAGCAAUCAGGCCUCUGAUGGCUCUUCUCUUUGGAAGCCACCACAGAGGCCACAUCAGGGUGCACAUGGCUCUGGCUCCUACCCCAGAGAUCCACCCCAGUCGGAAGACAGCAAUUUCUACCAUUAUGCAGGCAUGACUGCGGCUGCUGUGAUUGGAGGAGUCAUGGCCGUGAGGGCUGUGCCUGAGUUGCUGGACACCAUGGGCUUCACCAGAACAGGAAUCUCUCGCUCCUCCGUCGCGGCCAAUAUGAUGUCAUCAACUGCCAGAGCCAAUGGCGGCAGAGUUCCCUCUGGCAGCCUGGUCUCCAAUCUCCAGUCCAAGGGGGCAACUGGACUCUCCACACCAUCCAACAUCCUCCUGGGAUCUGCUGGGGCACUUCUGGGGGCCUUGCUGUGGAAUUCCUCCAGCUCCUCCAGGAGGACCCAGUACUGAAAUAGAAAGUGGCUCCCAUUCUGGAGGUGACCCUCCAGGGCAUCAGGAUGUCAGUCUCCCAAAUGACAAGUCCCCUGCCUCCCCAAAUUCUUCAAAGAAUCAUAAGAAAUAAAGUUGAGAUGUAGUGACCUUC